AUGGAGGCGCCUGCGAUAGAGGGAGUCUGUCGGAAGCCAGCAAUGGCGAGUCAUCAUCAAGAAGCAAGUAUACUAAAGGAUUGGGAAACGUUGUUGCAAGGAAAAGCAGCAGUAUGUUCAGUUAACUUGCUUACUUAG
Molecule: messenger RNA, 138 nt
Organism: Funneliformis caledonium
Lineage: Eukaryota; Fungi; Glomeromycota; Glomeromycetes; Glomerales; Glomeraceae
Source: the annotation of a GenBank genome assembly